This is a messenger RNA of Plasmodium coatneyi, 1277 nucleotides long. Its product is annotated as Ribosomal L25-like protein. Gene Ontology annotation, biological process: translation. NCBI's taxonomy places the organism in Eukaryota, Apicomplexa, Aconoidasida, Haemosporida, Plasmodiidae. The record is from RefSeq and is a predicted model, not a curated record. The coding region runs from base 91 to 948 and encodes 285 amino acids. Gene Ontology annotation, molecular function: 5S rRNA binding. The transcript has 6 exons. Gene Ontology annotation, cellular component: cytosolic large ribosomal subunit.
GCGUGUGUGAGUUAUCAUAACUGCCUAGCAGGACACGCUCGUUAAGAUCAGGCCUCCCCCCUCCUUGGCACACCACCGGUGGUAGAAAAAAUGAACAAACUGAAGCUAAUUAGCAAACCAACCUUUUUCAUGCACAAUGCGAAAAGGAACCACCUAAAUUACAAGCUGUAUUUAAAGUAUAAACAAUGGGAUUUUCUGAAAAAGGAAAUUGUUGACUACUUCAAUUCGCACAGUAGGGUAAGCACGGUGGUGGAUGUGCAGGGUAGAUGUUGGGAGAAGUUUAAAAAGAAGGAGCUGCUGCAAGUGCAUGGGUAUAUUCCCGCCAUAAUUUGGAAGUACGGACCAGAGCAGCGAAUUUGUAUCGACCACAAGUUGAUUGAUGAGUACGCCUUCGAGGAGGAGGACGGCCACCUGUCUUUGCUGUUCUCCGCAAGGCUGUUCAGAAUUCACAUCGAUGGGAACGUCGUCGAGUGUGUUGUGUCACACGUUGAGACAGAUCCGGUCGAAAAGCACAUAUACUUUCUCAAGUUUGCCAGAGUUGUUAAGAACCAAGUGACUGAGUUGAAUAUCCCGUGCAGCAUCGUCGGUCUUAUCGGCUGCCCUGCGUACGUCAAUGGGUACCACGUCCAGCUAGCGAUGAACUACAUAAAGUGCAAAGUGAUAGGAAAUAAUAUUCCUCCUCCUUUUCAAAUUGACGUAUCGAAGCUAACUUACAGGGAACCGUACAAUUCGAUUAAGUUGGGGGAGUUAAAGCACCUACUGCCGGACGACGGGAACGUAGUUUUUUCGGAGGAGUAUGACCUAAAUGAGACAGAAGUGGUGUGGACCUAUGAGCCCGGAAAGAUUCCGGAGACGCCCCUGCCAGAGGAUUACAUGGACCCGAACUUUAUAAACAAAAAGGGGAAGCGUAUUCAGCUCACGUAUAAGGACUAUUGGCCUAAGCAGUGACGUUACGGUUAAGCGGAUACUCCAACAAAGGGUCUUCAUACUGCUCAGUCAAACUGCAUCUGUUUGGUCCAUUUUGUGGCUUCCCUCAUUGUGUCUCCUCAUUGGAGGAAAAUAAUUAUGGAGCUGCACUUGAGGCACUUGCGAUUUUUCAGAAUGGUGCCUGUGAGAAAAGAAGGGGUGGGAAAUGGGAAGAGGCGACAUUGGAACUGCAUUGGUUCUCAUUUGGCAACGAUCGGACGGUUAGAUGAGCAGAGUAACCUCCCCAAUUUUACCGAUGCCGUUUUUGCUGCCGCAAAUGGAGCAGAGGAUGAAAAACUUGUUCACAUUUU